AGAGACAGACAGAGACAGAGAGACAGACAGAAAGAGAGACAGACACACAGAGAGAGACAUGCAUUCAAAUGUUUUAAAUUCAAAACAGUGAACAGUGACUAAUUUUAACCCACCACUGUCCAUUGACCAUCUAAAUAUCCUUUGAACAAAAUUACUGUAUUGUUUUUUGUUUAUCUAUUUAGAUGCAUACUUUGUAAUUAUAAUACAGAUAUUGCAGCAUAUGUUCCUGUGCAUUUUUUUAAAAAAGAGUAUCUCAUAGGUAAACCUGUUCUGGAACUCAUUGGAUAGCCAGAGAUGGUCUCAAACUUCUGAGGUAGUUCCUCUUGUGCAGGUGCUUUUGCAUGGAAGGAUGCUCUUUUCCUGGUAGAAGAUGAUAACCCUGGAGAAUGACCAUGGAGAAGGGGAUGAGCUCUGGAGAAGGACCGCCUUCCAGAUCGCCUCAGGCUUCUGCUGCUAAAGUAACGGUCAAGGAAUCAGAAAUAAGGCAGCCUUGUGAGGAGAAACGAGGGGGCUUCGUGCUAGUGCAUGCAGGUGCAGGUUAUCAUUCUGAAUCCAAAGCCAAGGAAUAUAAACAUGUAUGCAAACGAGCUUGUCAGAAGGCAAUUGAGAAGCUACAGGCUGGUGCUCUUGCUACAGAUGCAGUGACUGCUGCUCUGGUGGAACUUGAGGACUCUCCCUUUACAAAUGCUGGAAUGGGAUCUAAUCUAAAUCUCUUAGGAGAAAUUGAGUGUGAUGCCAGCAUAAUGGAUGGAAAAUCCUUAAAUUUUGGAGCAGUUGGAGCAUUAAGUGGAAUCAAGAAUCCAGUCUCAGUUGCAAACAGACUCUUGUGUGAAGGGCAGAAGGGCAAGCUCUCUGCAGGCAGAAUUCCUCCCUGCUUUUUAGUUGGAGAAGGAGCCUACAGAUGGGCAGUGGAUCAUGGAAUACCCUCUUGCCCUCCUAGCAUCAUGACCACAAGAUUUAGCCUUGCUGCAUUUAAAAGGAACAAGAGGAAACUAGAACUGGCAGAAAAGGUGGAAACAGACUUCAUUCAGCUAAAGAAAAGAAGACAAUCAAGUGCAAAGGAAAAUGACUCAGGCACUUUGGACACAGUGGGUGCUGUGGUCGUCGAUCAUGAAGGGAAUGUUGCUGCUGCUGUCUCCAGUGGAGGCUUGGCCUUGAAACAUCCAGGGAGAGUUGGGCAGGCUGCUCUUUAUGGAUGUGGCUGCUGGGCUGAAAAUACUGGAGCUCAUAACCCCUACUCCACAGCUGAUGUGGAGAGCAUCUUGUGCGCACCAUACUGGCUAGAGAAUGUUCACACGCUUUACAAGCUGAAGAUGCUCACCAAGCUCUGUUGGAGACUAUGCAAAACAAGUUUAUCAGAUUGUAGAAGAGUUAUCACUGGACCCGACUGCACGGUUCUGGAUGAACGCUUUAUGGACCCAUUGCUGAGGAAGACUCUAUCAGGUUCACCUUUCCUUGCCAGUGAAGAUGGUGUGCUUGGUGGAGUGAUUGUUCUCCGGUCCUGCAGAUGUUCUUCAGAGUCUGACUCCUCCCCAAAUAAGCAGACACUUCUGGAUUGCAGCAUCCAGAUGUGUAGUCUUGAGUCUAGCCAAGAAGGUCUAGCUUCAUACCUGUGGGAUGAAUCCUCCUCUCUCCCAUCUAUCAAGACUGUGGAAUUUCUGUGGAGCCAUACAACAGAGAGCAUGUGCGUGGGAUAUAUGUCAGCCCAGGAUGGAAAAGCCAAGACUCACAUUUCAAGACUCCCUCCUGGUGCUGUGGCAGGACAGUCAGUUGCAAUCGAAGGUGGAGUUUGUCGCCUAGAGAGCCCAGUCAACUGACUCCAGGCUGAAUUUGAAGUGUCUGAGAGGCAUUUCAAAACCUGUGCUUUGGGCUAUUUAAUGGAAAUGGGGUGUUUUAUCUUUGUUUUGUAAUUCCUAUUGCAACCUCGGGCACUGCUUGGGACACAAAGUGCUGCUAUACUUAGUGCUGGUUGACACGAGUCUUUGAUGGAUGAGCAGGAGCAUGUGUGGGUGUGUAUCCGUGUGCAGUUUGUGUGAUUGCUUCUCCCUGAUGGCUAGGAUCUCCUCAAGUGUAACCUAUGACAGACACUGAUCAGAUCUUUACAAAAAUGUGUGCUUUAACUGUUUACAAGUAAAGCCUAAAUUUGUGGAAAACUUCAUUUCAUAAAAAGGUAUCAACUAUGGUGAAGAGUGAAUCUACUUGUUUAAAUGACUUGACCUUCAUUUCAGUCCAUUUAAUAACGGUAAUCAGUAAUAUGGUGUCAGUUUAAGUGGAUGGUGUGGUAACUUAAACUGUUGUUUUCAUCCCUCAUACAGGGCAUUUUUCCUUGAACAAAGAAUGGUUUCAGUGAAACAGUCUAGUGGAGAAUUAAGGUCCGAACCUUUAAAGUAAUAGUCUUAUUGAUAAAGUUUGUACUUUCCUCAGCUGUUUGAAGCUUAAGUGUUGCAUAGCUUUGCGCCGUGUGUACUGUAUUAUGAAAGAAUAUGUAAAGAGAGUGUUUAGUAAUGCACAGUCUUAAUGUGUGUAUAAUGGAAUGUUAUUUACAUUGGAACACUGUAAAUAAGAAAGCAAAGUUUAUGGGGAAAUUCAAUAUUAUCUUUGUUUCUUGUUUAAAUAUAUUUUUAAGAUAAAGGUACAAAAAUAAAAGAAGCAUAUUACUGGC
Molecule: messenger RNA, 2662 nt
Organism: Mesocricetus auratus (golden hamster)
Lineage: Eukaryota; Metazoa; Chordata; Mammalia; Rodentia; Cricetidae
Gene: Tasp1
Product: taspase 1
Exons: 16
Coding region: 387-1817 (476 amino acids)
Biological process (GO): protein maturation
Molecular function (GO): threonine-type endopeptidase activity
Source: RefSeq, a predicted model, not a curated record